This is a messenger RNA of Effrenium voratum, 4892 nucleotides long. Lineage: Eukaryota; Dinophyceae; Suessiales; Symbiodiniaceae. The record is from the annotation of a GenBank genome assembly.
UUGGGGGGAGAUUCGGAAGCAAACCACGCCUCGCCUUUGCAAAGGCGAUGCCUUUUGCUCUUUGCCGCCAUGGCUAAAGCUGCCAAAAGUCUGCAGGGCAAAUGGCUGGGCGCGGACGGCGAGUACGUGGCCACAAUUCGGGGCUGUAAUAUCCAUUGGCCGGAUGGAUCAAAGAUCGCGUUUCAGCCCUCGGAGGGUGAGGUGGUGCAGCUGAAUUUCGAGCUGGACAACCAGGCCUACAGCGCAACGGCUACGGCGCCCGAGCGCCUGGAAUUCAGCGACGGGGACGUGUGGCUGAAGCCCAAGCCAAAGGAACGCAAGGUCUCCGCAACACCCAGAAAGCGAAAGGAAGUGCCGGAGAAAGCGCGGAAGUACAAGAUCACGUCAGCCAACAAGGUGGCCGUGCUUCCAAAACCCGACGUCGAGGCGGAGGUGAAGACGUACCUUCCCCCGGGCACCAUCAUCGAGGCGGCAGAGGAGUGGAUGGAUCCGCGGGACGACCGGCGGUACUUCUUCGUGGAAGCACACCACGGCUGGGUUCCGGAGUGCUCCCGGAAGGAUCCCAGCAAGGUCAUCCUGGAGGAACACCUCACUCCGGCACAGAAGCGCGCCCGGGCUGCUCGAGCAGAAGCAGAAGCGAAGGCGGCGGAAGACGCCAAGGCAGCAGAAGAAGCCAAGGCGGCGGAAGCCAAGGCGGCGGAAGAAGCCGAGGCACAAGGUACCGAGGCAGAAGGCGUCAAGGCAGAGGCGCCAGCGGCAGAAGCGGAGGCAGACGCCGAAAAAGCAGAAGCCCAGGAAGCGGAAGAAAUGGCGGAGCCCGAGCCACAAGAGGCCGAGCAAGAGGAGGCGCAAGAGGCUGAGGCAGAGGCCCCAGCUGAGGUGAAGGCGAGCCCAAAGAAGGCUUCGAGUCCAAAGAAGGCUGCGAAAGCGCGUGCACGGGCGAAUGCUUCGCCCAAAGCCUCCGCGUCGUCUACACCAGCGCCCAUUUCCAAGGAGAAGCUGCAGGAGAAGUUAUCCAAGGAGCUGCGGGAGAUCUCCCCAGACCCGGAGCUCGCGGAGGAGGCCGAGAAGUUGGCGGAGGCGCAGGAGCUGCCCCGCGACGCCUGCGAGGAGUGGACGCGACUCAUGCAGCUGUCCACCCAGAAGACCAAGGCCUCGCUGCGCAGCCUUUGGCUGCCAACGGAGGGCUCCAAGCAGCAGGCGGCGGUGCGCCUUGUGCGGCACCUCGCGGGCUGGGGGCCCUCACUGCAGGACGUUGCCCUCUUCCAGGCCGCAGGCCUGGUGCAGGCUCCGGCGCGGCGCCUGCUGGGCAAGACACAGGCAGCGGUGGACCCGGCCAAGGCGCCGCGCUUGCAGGCCAAAGCCCGGGCCAAAGCCCGGGCCCAGGCCAAGGUGAGGGCAAAGGCGAAGGCGUUGAAGCCGCCGCCCUUGGAGGAGCUGGUGUCGUCUGGGAAGAUCCCGGAAGAACAAGCAGAGCGCUACGAGGCUUUGUGCGAUUCCGGGCUCAAGGAGCUCAGGGAGAUGGCGGAGCAGUUGUGGCUGGACGCGGAGGGCCGACCGCACCAGCUGGCCCUCCGCAUCGUGCGGCACUUGGCCGGCCUGGAGCCGCUGGAGGAAGCAGAGCCCAAGGCGAAGCCCAAGGCCAAGGCCAAGGCGAAGCGGAAGCUACGGGGCGCGCGCCUGGGGGCGAGUUCCCGUUUGGGCCGAGGGAGAGUCGGCGGUGGCUCUCGAGCGGCCAAAACGGCCGGUGCUCGGCCGGCGGGCCCAAGCAAGAUGAAGCUUAGGACCUUCCUGGUGUCGUUUCUGCAGCAUGCAGACAUCGAGCAGACCACCUUCGGUCAGCUGAAGCAGAGGGCCGCGGAGGAGUUCGGGGAGCUGCGGGAGGAACAAAUCGAGACGCUGCGUGACUUGGUGGCCACGGCCAUGCGCAAGCAGCUCGGGGUGAAGAGGAGGAAGAAGGGCCGCCUGCCCGCAGACGAGGUGCCUGUCGAGCCGAACGAGGUGCCCGUUGAGGCCAAAGAGGCCAAAGAGGUCAAAGAGGUCAAAGAGAUCAAAGAGGAGAAGGAGAAGGUAGAGCCGGAGAAGGAGGAGAAGGAGCCGGAGAAGGAGAAGGAGAAGGAGAAGGAAGCGCUCAAACAGAGCCCGGAAAAGGUGGUGUCGCAAAAGGAGAAGGAAGACGACUCGGAUUCGGACUCCGUGUCCAUUUCCCCUUUCGACAUGAACAUGAUGGCCACGCCCCUUGGGCCCAUGACGCCCGGCUCACCGAUUCCUGCGGCCAAGCCUUCGCCGAAGAAGGUCAGAGCCGAGAGGCAGGAGGUCAGAGCCGAGAGGCAGGCGGAGAGAAAGGCGCAGAGAGAGGCAACCAAGGCUGCAGAGACGGCAAAGAAGGUUGCGGAAAGAGCAGAGAAGGCGGCGGAGAAGGCAACAGAGAAGGCCGAGAAAGCGCACAUGGCGGGGAAGGAGGACACGCAGGAGGAGGGAGAGGGUGACAAGGCGGAGAAAAGCGCAGAUGAGGUGCCGGAAAAGUCGCCGAAAAAGGCGGCUCCCGUGGCCGCCGUGGCCAAGGGGGACAAGGCCAAGCCCAAAGAGGCAAAGCGGCAGCCGCGAUUUGCGCAACCCGUGAAGGUGCCUGUGAAGAAGGACCUUCCCGGCAAGGCCGAGAGCAAGCCGACCAUGGCGGAGACGUUCAAGAAGCGGCAAGGCUUCGUAUUUGUCUCUUCCCGUGGCCGGAAGUUGGAGGAGGAGGAUGAGCAGCUUCUCUCCCGCAUGCUCCGGCUGCGGAAGCAGGAAGCAGAGGAGAAGAAGCGGAAGGCUAUGGAGGCGAUGAUCUUUGAGGGCAUCCAGAGCACUAUGGCCCGCUUUGUGCAGCAUAGCCUGGUGAACGAGGAGAAGCAUGUCAUGCUGCUUCAGGCUGGUUCGCUGUCCUGCCGCCUGACGGUGCCGGCGGACCUCAACUCCGAGCUGCAGACGCGGCUCACGGAGCUCGUGGCCUCCUUCGGAGCCAAGCUGCUGGAAGAGAGGACAGCCCAUGGGUGUCCAUGUUUCAGGGCAGCGCCGGCUGAGCCCGGAGCCGGCGGAGCCGCGGGUCCCGACUCGGCGGAGUCUGGAAAGGAAGCCGACGUGAAGGCUUCUCAACCAGCAGAAGCUGGAGCUGCCGAAGCUUCAGAGGCGCAAGAACCUGCUCCAAUGGCAGAUGCUGCUGCAGAGAGCGCUCCGGAGGCUUCUCAACCAGCACAACCUGGAGCUGCAGACGCUGAGGCUUCACAGGCGCAGGAACCUGCUCCAGUGGCAGAUGCUGCAGAGAGCGCUCCGGAGGCUUCUCAACCAGCAGAAGCUGGAGCUGCAGAAGCUUCAGAGGCGCAAGAACCUGCUCCAAUGGCAGAUGCUGCAGAGAGCGCUCCGGAGGCUUCCCAACCAGCACAACCUGGAGCUGCAGACGCGGAGGCUUCACAGGCGCAGGAACCUGCUCCAGUGGCAGAUGCUGCAGAGACUGCUCUGGAGGCUCCUCAACCAGCAGAAGCUGGAGCUGACGCGGAGGCUUCAGAGGCGCAAGAACCUGCUCCAAUGGCAGAUGCUGCAGAGAGCGCUCCACAGGAGGUUGCAGAGAAGACUGCUUCAGAGGCUGCUCCUGCACAGACUGAUGCAGCGGAGAGUGCUGCUACUUCAGACAAUGCUCCAGCCGAGAAUGCUCCAGAGGUUGCUCCGGCAGAACAUGCAGCGGAGUCUGUCGAGCCAGCUGACCAAAUGGUGGCGGAAGCUGGUCCAGAGAGCGGCGCCACUGCGCAAGCUGAAGCGGCGCCGGAGUCUGGAGCGAAGCCUGCAGGAUCGAACGAUGUGCCACGGGAGAAGGGCCGAGUCUUGGCCGCCAUCAUCGAGGACAAGACCUUCGUGCCCGGCACCCCCGCGCCCAUGCCCGGCACUCCGGCCUUCGCCACCAUGGUCCAAGAUGCAAAGGCGGUGGCGAAGCCUUUUGCCGGGCCUGUGCAGAGGUGGCUGGUGCGGUUCAAACCCAAGGCCUUGGAGAUGUUCCUCAUGAAGCACCCGCAGGUGGUGGGGGUGGACGAGGUGAAGCUCAUCAAGUUCGCAGAGACCUUCGUCGCCAAGGCAGAUAUGCACGCGAUGAAGAUCAGCGACUUCUUCCUGGCGGUACAGAACCGCUUCGGGGAGCAGCUGCCGGAGCGCAAGAUCCGCACCACGCGCUUGCUGCGCCAGGUGCUGCAAAAACGCCAAGACGAGGACAAGAAGAGCAAGAGCUCCAAGAGCCUGGAGGGCCAGAAGGAGCGAAAAAUGGUGGCCGGCAAGAAAGGCCUUGCCGAUGACUACAAGAUGGUGGUCGAAGAAGCCGACGAUUUGGCCUGGGCGGUGCGCUCGUUGGCGCCCUUCGGCAUGCGCGGCCCGGAUCUCGUGGUGCGACCCCCGCCCUCCCAGGCGCUGCCUAUGCUGAAGGGCUUGCGGGGCCUGGCGGAAUGGGCAGAUCUGAAGCAGCUGCUGCAGGAGUCCAAGCUGGGCCGGGUGGUGAACGCCCUGCGCCGGCACCCGGACCCAGACGUGGCGGGGGUGGCCCGAGAACUCGUGGACAGCUGGAAGGUGGCCUGUCAGAGGAAGAAGGAGCACAAGGAGGGCAAGGAAAAGGAGGCGGAGCUGGUCGAGGGCGCAGAGAAUGUGCCGGCAGCCCAGGAAGCGCCAGCGUCGGAAGCAGCCCAGGAAGCGCCGGCAGCCCAGGAAACGCCGGCAGCCCAGGAAGCGCCGGCUGCCCAGGAAGCGCCAGCCCAGGAAUCGCCGGAAGCCCAGGAAGCGCUGGCAGCCCAGGAAGCACCAGAAGUUGAAUCGCCUGCUCGGGAAGCGCAAGAAAUUGAAGCGUGAGCUUCCAGGAAGGCGAGUCGCACACGUGC